This is a messenger RNA of Orbilia oligospora ATCC 24927, 318 nucleotides long. RefSeq lists its product as uncharacterized. Lineage: Eukaryota; Fungi; Ascomycota; Orbiliomycetes; Orbiliales; Orbiliaceae. The transcript has a single exon. The coding region runs from base 1 to 318 and encodes 105 amino acids. The record is from RefSeq and is a predicted model, not a curated record.
AUGUCCGUAUUCGAUUGCUUGAAAAAGAAUACCCGUCUACCACUCUACGUCCCACCAUUAAGAUGGCGAGAGGAACAUCUCGAGCAUCUCCGAGUUUCUAAAACGAUAUCGAGGCUCGAGUUACCGAUAAUACCGAGUGAUAUAUUGGAAGCCCUCAAUCCAAUUCCGGGUACACCGGCUCCGAGAUCAAAGAAAUAUGUUGACUUACGAUGGUUCUGUGAGUCGGCAAUAUUUGAGUUGCUUGAGGCUAUCGGGUUGAGUUAUAAAUACUAUGCCCAAACGGACCGGCAUCGGUUCGUGGUGAUCAUCUUUGCUUAG